GCCGCCAAAUACUAAGGAAGAAGAAUAUUUAGUUCCAUACCCAGAGCAUUAAUAGACGGGCUCUGCUCACUUUCUAGACUUAAGUAGUGUUGUAGGCACACGCCUUUACGUUACCGCGACAGUAAUGAUAUUAUGUCGAUUUGUCGAGUCAACUGUAGCACUAGUCUAGUCUAGUGAGUGGCUUUGUCUUUGCACGCAGAACUCCCACCUCAUAGAACUGCUAACUAUUAACACACAGUUGGAAGAUGGAGAGGAAAAAGCUGGCUAAAGACCGCGCUGGACCACUGCAAACGCACAGCAUGAAAGAUUGGAGUAAAGAUGUUUCUACACAAUCCUUAGACUCGGACGACUAUGGAAGUGAUGAUGACCUCUACUAUUCGAAACGACUCGAUCCGGCUGAAGAUGAGCUAAAUGAAGACGAUUCAGAUACAGUAGAUAAGAUGUCAAGUGCCGAAUACAGCGGAGAGGAUGAACUCCGUAGUCCCCCAUCAUCAAAGAGACGCAGGUGUAGCAGUGCACGAGCAGCCAAACCAACGCCGCCGUGGAACACGGGGAAAGAUGUGGAUACGGAUCCACCAGAGCAGCGAUUCUACCCUUUACGGACCCCGGGUGUUCAGAUGAGUUUCACCGACACACACACCCCACUGGACUUAUUCAAGCUCUUCUUCUCCGAGAGGGCCGUCAAAACUGUGUGUGACAACACUAAUAAGCAAGCUGCCAGUAACGUUGCAAAAGGAUCCACAUACAAAUGGGUUGACGUCGGCGUUCAUGAGUUCUUCAAUUAUAUCGGACUGAUUUUUUACAUGGCCACAAUCAAGCUGGACGAGAUCAAAGAUUUUUGGCUGCAAGAUGACAUCUUCUCCAUCCCAUUCCCAGCCACUGUGAUGACCUGGGACAGAUACAGCUCAAUCACCUGGAACGUCAAAAUGAGCGAUCCACACAAGGACCAGGAAAACAACAAAAGGAAGGGAACACCAGGAUACGAUAGCCUGUUCCAAGCAAAACCUCUGCUGGACACGAUCCGGAACGCCUGCAAAGCCUUCUAUCACCCUCACAGGAAUCUAGUAAUGCAUGAUGGAGUGACUACAACCAAGAGCUUUAAGUUCUUUAUCCUCGCCGAUGCAAGCAAUGGCUAUGCUGUAGAUUUUGCUGUUUAUACGAGAAAGAGCGACUUCUUAACAGGAGAAGGGCUGUCCUAUGACUCUGUGAUGUCACUCAUGAACCGUUCCUACUUGGGUUCUGGGUAUCAUUUGUACACAGACAGUUUCUACACAAGCCCGAAGCUCUUCAGAGACUUGCUGGGACAAAACUUUGGUGCUUGUGGUCUGUACAGAGAGCACAGAAAGAACUGCCCUCGCAGCACGUCUAAUGCACUGGACAAGAGCUCCAGCAAAGCCGCCAUCAGAUGGAUCAGGGACGGGCCACUGGUGUUUGUGAAGUGGAUGGACAGGAAAGAGGUGUCCAUCUGCUCCACGAUCCAUCCAGCCUACUCGGGGGAGAAAGUACAGGGGUGGGUGAAGCCGAAGACUGGAGGCUCGAUGCCCAAGCUGUACCCAUGCCCCUCAUCUGUUGUAGACUACAACAGGUAUUCGAGCGGUGUUGAGGUUCCAUACCAGCUGAUCCAGUAUUACUCGACACAGCAUAACGAGAUGAGAUGGUACACCAAGUUGUUUUUGUACUUCCUGGAUAUCGCUGCAAUGAACGCAUAUACCCUCCAUAAAGAAAUGAUGGCCCAGCGACAGAAGACAACGCUGACCCACAAGGCCUUCAUGGAGGAGCUGACUGCACAGCUUUGUGGGGUGUCGAGCAAGGUCUCCCUGAAACGUGAAGGCUGUGAGCAUGUGCCUGUUCCAGUGGCCGCUCCCCGUCCUGAUGCCAGCAAGCGAGCUGCCUCUGCCCACAUGGCCUGCCUGAUGUGCAAGAUUGAUAACAGGAAGCAGAGCACGCCAUGGAAGUGCAAGGUUUGUGACGUUGCCCUCUGCCUGAAGAUGGACAGGAACUGUUUUGAAAAAUGGCACAAAUGACUGCGGUUCCUUGCAGCCAGACGAUUGUAACGGUCAUCGAGACUGCUGUUAGCCUUGUGUGUAUUGUUGCCAUCGUGUUGAACUGACUAGCAAGUGUUUAUAUGGUACGUGUGUCUAAAUUCUCACUGGUGAUGUGAUUUCAUUAAAAUGUCAAACCUUUUUACAUUUUU
This is a messenger RNA of Sardina pilchardus (European sardine), 2194 nucleotides long. RefSeq names its product piggyBac transposable element-derived protein 4-like. The transcript has 2 exons. The record is from RefSeq and is a predicted model, not a curated record. Bases 246 to 2024 code for a protein of 592 amino acids. NCBI's taxonomy places the organism in Eukaryota, Metazoa, Chordata, Actinopteri, Clupeiformes, Clupeidae.